AUUACCGUUCCUCUUAUGCUUCGCGCUAUAGGAGCGCUGAUUUUCAGGACAUUCACAGACAGAUAUGGCGACAAGUGGUCCAUGAUUAUGGAUCUGGUCCUAAUCACUGUUCUAGAGCUUGCCUCUAAUUUUUGUUACACCUUGCCAUAA
This is a messenger RNA of Talaromyces proteolyticus, 150 nucleotides long. RefSeq lists its product as uncharacterized. The record is from RefSeq and is a predicted model, not a curated record. NCBI's taxonomy places the organism in Eukaryota, Fungi, Ascomycota, Eurotiomycetes, Eurotiales, Trichocomaceae. The annotation marks the transcript as partial. The transcript has a single exon. Gene Ontology annotation, molecular function: transmembrane transporter activity.